This is a messenger RNA of Culex quinquefasciatus (southern house mosquito), 1020 nucleotides long. RefSeq names its product transcription initiation factor TFIID subunit 9 (gene Taf9). The coding region runs from base 140 to 952 and encodes 270 amino acids. NCBI's taxonomy places the organism in Eukaryota, Metazoa, Arthropoda, Insecta, Diptera, Culicidae. Gene Ontology annotation, biological process: DNA-templated transcription initiation; RNA polymerase II preinitiation complex assembly. Gene Ontology annotation, molecular function: transcription coactivator activity; RNA polymerase II general transcription initiation factor activity; protein heterodimerization activity. Gene Ontology annotation, cellular component: SAGA complex; transcription factor TFIID complex. The record is from RefSeq and is a predicted model, not a curated record. The transcript is spliced from 3 exons.
UUGCUACCAAUCAUUUUUACGAGCUGUCAUUUGUGUUUACGAAUUUGUUUAUUCAACAAACUCAGCUUGAGUAAGCAAAAGUUGCAUCUUCGCAGAAAUUAGUUUCAAAUCCAUUUACCGGAUCAAUUAAACGGCCCUGAUGAUGAUGGACAAUCCAUCGCAAUCCCAGGGCGACCGGGAGAAAUCGGAAAAGUUAAAGAUCUCAAGCCAGGUCAAACAUAUCCCGAAGGAUGCCCAAGUUAUCAUGUCGAUCCUGAAGGAGCUGGGCGUGGCGGACUAUGAACCGCGGGUCAUCAACCAGUUGUUGGAGUUUACUUACAGAUACGUAACGUGCAUUCUGGACGAUGCAAAAGUGUUUGCGAACCACGCCCGCAAAAAAGUCAUCGAGCUGGACGACGUCAAGCUGGCCACGCAGAUGAUCCUGGACAAGGCGUUCACGAGUCCACCGCCGCGGGACGUGCUGCUGGAGAUUGCCCGUAACCGGAACAACACGCCACUUCCGCUCAUCAAAACGCACUGCGGCCUGCGACUUCCGCCCGAUCGUUACUGCCUGUCGGCGUGCAACUACAAGCUGCGCGCGGCCCAGCAGGCGAAGAAGAUGACCAAAUCGGCCCUGGACGGACGGUCCAGCAUCAAGACCAGCGUUGGCAAGUCGAGUGGCGCAGGAGGAGCUUCCGGAGGAGGCGGAGUCAAACGUCCGGCGGUGCAGUCCACGCCCAAAACGCAGGUCGUGUCGAUUCCCAAGCCGGUGUUCAAGUUUACUACCACGCCGAAGACGACGGCCGUGAAGCCGAUUAAAAACGCGCCAAUUUCGUCGGUCGGAGACGGUGGUGCGGGAUCGAUCGAGAUCAAGACCGAGGUUGAGGAUCCGCUGGGUUUCGGCGCAAGCGACAACGAGAGUGGAAGCAUGAAGCGGAAACGCGAAGAGGAUGAUUUUGAAAUAGUGCAGUAGAUAAAUUGGUUCUACCUUUGGUAAUUUUUAAGCAAAACAAGAAUAAACAUCUGAUUCGAGGUAAAAAA